AUGCUCCUCGACGAAGACCCCGCCGCCCUCAUCUCGCAAUGCACCUCGCACUUCAAGAUCGCCAACGAUACCGCCUCGCUGCUGCGCAUAUCCGACUCGCUGAGCACCCUCUCUCAGUUUCGCUCCCAACACCUCUCUUCGCUGCAGGGCUCCCUCUCCCGACUAUCCCGCACCCACCAAACACUCAGCGCGAACCAUAACCACACGCUCUCACAACACAACCCGACGAACCACGCCGCUGAGAUUCUGAGACUGGACACGGAGAAGUUCAAAAUUGCGAAGCAGGCGUCCGACCUCGAGAUCGAAGGCGAGAGGCUGCAGCAGGAGCGGGAGCGACUGGCAAGCGUUGCGCAGGAUCUGGAAGCGGAGGGUGUCGAGGGCGGAGAGAGAGAAAAGCCAGAGAGUGAGGACGCCACAAUAUUGAAACUCAAACUCUACCGCACCCUCGGCAUUGAUGUCGAGCCUGAUGCCACCACAGGCCAGUACAACAAAGCUGUCAUUCGCAACGCGGCAAAGGGCGAUGUGCACGUCGUCAACAUCGACCCCAAGUUCUCGAGACACUUUUACACAAACUACUUCUGGCGAACCAUGUAA
This is a messenger RNA of Ascochyta rabiei, 594 nucleotides long. Its product is annotated as putative kinetochore protein spc24. The record is from RefSeq and is a predicted model, not a curated record. NCBI's taxonomy places the organism in Eukaryota, Fungi, Ascomycota, Dothideomycetes, Pleosporales, Didymellaceae. Bases 1 to 594 code for a protein of 197 amino acids. The transcript has 3 exons.